This is a messenger RNA of Gordionus sp. m RMFG-2023, 5230 nucleotides long. RefSeq names its product RNA helicase aquarius-like. Gene Ontology annotation, cellular component: catalytic step 2 spliceosome. Lineage: Eukaryota; Metazoa; Nematomorpha; Gordioida; Chordodea; Parachordodidae. The record is from RefSeq and is a predicted model, not a curated record. Bases 38 to 5230 code for a protein of 1730 amino acids. Gene Ontology annotation, molecular function: helicase activity; mRNA binding. The transcript is spliced from 26 exons.
UGAAAUAUGAUGUAUUAGGUUAAGACUAUAAAACAAAAUGGCUCCAAUUACUCCAACAUGGGACGAUGUUUCAUCCGAUUCUCUGACUAAGCUAAUGGAUAAGCACUGGUCUCCAUAUAAGAUUUCUACAUUUCAUGAAUUUGAUAUUAAUAUAGUUGAACAUAUCUACAAACAUGAAUUAUUCAAUAAACAUAAAUUUUUACUGAAAAAAAUAAUGUUACUGGAGUUUUCUCAAUAUCUCGAAAAUUAUCUCUGGCCAAAUUUUACCAAUGAAACAGAUUCUAUAGCAUUUAUAAUGUCAAUUGUAUUAAUGGUAAAUGAAAAAAUUAGACAAAGAGUAUCAGCUCUUAAAAUUUUCAGCACAAAUGAAGAAAUUUUCCCUAUAUUUUUUGACAAACUUUUACAUCUUUUACUGGAAGACAAGCUAAGUCAUUUAGAGCAAACACAGUGCAUAAUAUUUUUAAACCAAGCCUUCAAUAGCCUAGAAAUCGAUUUUAUUAGAAAAAGCGUCCAAAAAUUGGUAUCCUUAAUCACGUGGGCAUCUAUUAACGAGAAUCGAAGGGAAGCAGAAUUUUCCAAAUUUGCCAAACUCAAAAAAUUGUACAACGCUCUCAUGAAAAAGGAAAACAAAUUGCUCGGGCCGGGUGAGAGUCCAUCUUUGCUUUACCGGAAAUCUGUUUUUGACAGAACUUUCAUGCAUCGAUUAUUGCAGAAUUUUGUUUGCAAUGUUCUUGGAGCCCUUAACCAAUCAUCAGCAACAACCCCUAGAAAUUCUCGAUCCACCCUUACCUCCUAUAAUCAUCUCGUUCAGUAUAUCGAGCGAUUUUUGGAACUUCUGAUAGACCUGGAAGCCCACUUGCCCAACAGGAGAUUCUUUAAGGUUCUAUUGGAUGCCUCACACGUGAUACCUCAUUGCACGCUAUCGCUUAAAGAAAUGCGAAUGGGUAUAGGGGAUAACAAGGAAAUUAAAGAGAAAUUGAAGUUGUUUGGACAAUUAUUGGUGAUCCUGAAAUUUUACCACGAUUUUGAGAUAAACGAUAUAACGGGUGAGGCCUUGACGGAAGAUGAAAUGACAGAUUUGCAUUAUGACCAAAUAACUCAUUUACAAAAAAUUUGCUUUAAAAAUUUCAAAUCUCACCCUACUCUUCUAAAAUUCGCUUUGGCGAACGUCUGUAAAGUCGAUACCAGGCCCGCCAUGCUACCCUUUUUUGCCGCCUUAAACGCCGAAACGUUAAAAUCCCUCUGUGUCGAUCUGAAUCUCAUUGACGAUUCCGAGAAAUCGAACGAAUUAUCUAAGGAAUUCCUUCUAGAAUUGAUCAUAUUCAAGCACGAAAGAAGGGAUUCUCAACUUCAGGCGAUUAACGAUAUGCCCCUGUUUCCGACGGAAAAGGUUUUGUGGGAUCAGAACUUGGUACCUGACGAUUAUUACACUGGAGAAGAUUGCCUGGCUCUACCUAAAUUGAACCUUCAAUUCCUCACCCUGCACGAUUACCUAUUGCGUAAUUUCCGGUUAUUUCAACUGGAAACCACUUAUGAAAUCAGGCAAGAUGUACAGGACUCCCUAUUCAGGCUCAAACCAUGGAUAUCGGAGAACCCGCAGUUAAACAAGGUUAUAUUCGGAGGGUGGGCACGAAUGGCGGCCCCAAUACACUCGUUCAACGUUAUCGAUAUUGGGAAACCGGAAAUUGGGGGUCAAGCCACCCGAAUGAGACCUAGCAAGGUUCGGGCCGAUGUCACGGUUAACCUAAACGUGAGAGACGACGUCAUGGAAGAAUGGCAAUCUAUUCGCAAAUACGAUGUAUGCUUCCUCAUUGCCCUCGAACCCAAUAAACCAUACGGUUAUAAAUACAAAUUCAAGGAUUUCAUACCCAAAUCGUUCAAUAAGCCUAAACCUCAAGCCAAGAAAAAGGAUGAGAACGAAGAUGAGGAAACGGAAAAUGACGAGGACCUGCCCAGGGUCGAACCUUUUCCCCUCGAAUUUGGCGUAAAAUAUGUGAGGGGAUGCGAGGUUGAAGGAAUGUUGGAUGCCGACGGGAAAGUCAUCGAAGAAUCUGGUCCUACCCAGAGAGAAAAAAUAUCGCUCCCCAAGGGUCCAACUCGCACCUGGAGAGUUUACCUGGACGCCAAUCAAUAUUCCAUCGAUUUUCAGAACCUCGCUGAUCUAUCGUCCGAUGAUUCGAUAUUAGAAAAUCCCGCGAGAAUAUCUAGCAGUGAGAUAUCCUACGACGAAACGUGCUUCCACGUUUUAAUGAGGCGCAAACCGAAGGAAAACAAUUUCAAGGCGGUCUUGGCUACGAUUAGGCGAAUCAUGAACAUAGCCCAGGGUAGACCAGCUUCUUUGGAAGGCGAAAAUACGGCCAAGGAUGGCCUUUUGGUUAAUAAGAAUGAAGAAUCGAACGCGAACCAAUUUCCUGGCAAAGAGGAGAAAGAAAAUGGAAAAGAUGGCGCGAUCUCAGGAGGGAAAGGCCAUAACGAGGUCAAAAUAGCCGGAAGUUAUAGUACCAACACGUGCGAGGAAGCCGUUCUGCCCCAAUGGCUCAAUGACACCAUUUUGGGCUUUGGUGAACCCGAUUCCGCUAGAUACCCCAAAGUUGUGAAUAUUUUCAAAAAAAAAUACCCAAAUUUGAUUGGUUUAGACGAAGAUGGUUAUUUGGACAUGCGCGAUACCUUUUUGACCAGGCAACAUUUGAUUAGCUGCUUUCCCGAUAAUAUCGUGGAGUUUGAUAACAAUAUAGAAGAUAUUUCUGCUGACGCAACUACUGGCAUGCAUAAUAUAUUCUAUAAACUAAAGUUCCCUGGUAUCGAUAAUUCGUCAUCUCCAAUCGAAGAUUCUCUGACUCCGAAGGUGAUUAGGGUUAAAGAGUACAUGAUAGAAGGGUUUGGACCGCCUACCUCUAACCUCAAGAUACCUAGAAAUGAAUUACCAUUUACGCCAACCCAGGUGGAAGCUAUCAAGUCCGGCCUUCUGCCCGGCCUAACUAUGGUCGUGGGCCCUCCUGGAACUGGUAAAACCGACCUUGCCGUUCAAAUCGCUAGACUAGCCUACAACCGAUGCUCGAAUUACACGGGCCACCUUCAGGAGCGAAUCCUGAUUAUAACUCACAGCAAUCAAGCCCUCAACCAGAUUUUCCUCAAGAUAAGUCAAUUCAACACUGACCCUUGCCAUUUAUUGCGGCUGGGCCAUGGUGGAACCGUUUUGGACGCGGAUUACGGCAAAUACGGGCGGGUAGAUUGCGUGCUCAAGGAAAGGAUGCGGAUGCUCAAACAGGUCGCCCAGCUUCGUGAUAGCCUGUUGGAGGUGAAGGCGGAAAGUAUUUUCCACGGAAAUUACGGGAAUAUUUCUAACGUCGCGAACGAUUUGGGAAUGGAAAAUAAUAUUAACGAAGUGGAAAUGGACGAAACGGCGGAAGAUGACUUCGUGAACGAUUCAAUGAUAAAAGGCAAUAAUGAUGAGUUAGAAAUCGAUAAAACGACCGAAAAUAACGUUGUGAAGGAUUUGGGGAUAGGAGGUGAUAAUAUUGAGGUAGAAAUGGAUACAACGGCGGAAAAUGAGGCGACGAAUAAUGGUAAUAUUUCUAACGUCGCGAAAGAUUUGGAGACGGAAAGUAAUGUAGCUGACGCGAAAAUCGUCGAAACGGCGGAAAAUGAAGGUGAAGCGAUGGACAAUGAUCCUCAAGAAGUUGUGACCGUAAUCGAAGAACCCGGCCCGACGGAUCUUCCGAAAUUAGAAGAAGAAGGUCUGGCGGAAUCGGUUGAAAUAAGUGUACCGGUUUCCAAUCAUAAUCUUACCAGGGAUAACAUAGUGCUCGAAUCUUACCGCCACUUUAAACUACCCCCAUUUUCCGACGCGAUCCGCAGCCAGCACCGAGGCAGUUACGAGAUAAAUUAUUACAAAAGCCCCGACCUCAAAUUUACUUGCGAGACGGCCAUGUAUUUUUACCGCUACGAAAUUUCUAGUCGGUGGGACGCCUUCAGAAAAGGGAUGCUACAAUACAAACAAAGCUUAUCCGAUCAGCCGUCAAAUGGUGACGACAAAGUCGAUGAUCUGAAUAGACCCUUGGUCGAAAAGCUAAUGGCCGAAUUCCCUUUCACGACAUUCGUAGCUCAAACUAUGGAGGAAAUCAAAAACGACCCCAAGGCCCAUAAUUUUGUCUUGGGUGAUGAUAGUUGCCAAGAUAAUGAAUUAUUCCUGACCUCUGGAACCUUCGAAGAGAACAUGAAGAUUGCCGAAAGCUAUUUCAAGCAUAUAAAACGUAUAUUUGAUCGUUUAGAGGAAUUCCGGGCUUUCGAAAUCUUGAGGAACGGGCCUGAACGGGUCAAUUACCUACUCAUUCGUUCUGCCAGGAUCAUAGCCAUGACUUGCACUCACGCGGCCCUAAGACGGGCCGAUCUAGUAAAAGCCGGCUUCAAAUACGACACCCUUAUCAUAGAAGAAGCGGGCCAGAUCUUGGAGAUCGAAGGAUUCAUACCGCUCUUGUUACAAAACACGAAAGAUAACGUCAAUCGUCUUAAACGUUGCAUCAUGAUUGGAGAUCACAACCAAUUACCGCCCGUUAUAAAAAAUCUGGCCUUCAAAAAUUUCGCUAACAUGGAACAGUCCAUGUUCGCCCGCUUGAUACGUUUGGGUGUUCCGGCCUAUACCUUGGACGCUCAAGGCAGAGCUAAACCCUCCCUAUGUGACCUUUAUAGUUGGAGAUAUACUAAGCUAGGUAAUCUGCCCCACACGUACAAAGAUCCUCUGUAUCUCAAGGCUAAUCCGGGCUUCGCCUUCGAUUAUCAAUUCAUCGACGUGCAGGACUUUAACGGGGUUGGAGAAUCUCAACCCACUCCCCAUUAUUUUCAGAACUUAGCCGAAGCAGAGUACUCUGUAUCCAUCUUUACUUACAUGAGGUUACUGGGAUACCCAGCCGAAUCCAUAAGUAUAUUGACGACUUACAAUGGCCAAAAAUACCUGAUCAGGGAUAUUGUCGAGAAAAGGUGUGCUCAAAAUCCGUUGUUAGGCAUUCCAAACAAGAUCACGACCGUGGACAAAUAUCAAGGUCAGCAAAAUGACUACGUUAUCUUGAGCCUCGUGAGAACCAAAUCCAUCGGUCAUUUUCGUGACGUGAGACGUCUGAUAGUAGCCGUUUCCAGGGCCAGACUUGGUCUAUAUAUAUUGGGCAGGGUAUCCCUGUUCUCGCGAUGCCUUGAACUGACGCCCGUCUUUAAAAGGGUAUUAUAUAUGAUAUAA